GAAUAUGUUCUUUGAUAUAUGAACUGAAAUCGCGUCUUGUGUCCGCGUGUUCACAACUUGCCGAAAGAUUGAUAUAAAAAGGAGGGAGAGAGAGAGAGAGAGAGGGAUUUUGAUUGAUAGAAGCUGCGAGAGCAAGCAGUCCACAGAGGGGAUCUUCCAAGCUUUUUUUUCCCUCUCCCAUGGCGGCCUCUGCUCGAGCUUUUUUCCUAUCUCGCGUCACCGACUUUUCAAUUAAACCACGCCUCCCUCCCCAACCACCGCCGCCGCCGUCGUUGCCUUCUUUUUCGUCUCCACAUCUCGGCGUUCUACGACGGCGGUUUACCAGCUCGUCUGGAGCAACUACUGUGAGCUGCCUUGUCUCGGGAGUGGAUGGCGGUGGAGUUUCCGAUGACUUCGUUUCCACUCGGAAGUUGAAAUUCGAUCGCGGAUUCUCCGUAAUCGCGAACAUGCUUAAGCGGAUUGAACCGCUCGAUACCUCCGAUAUUUCCAAUGGCGUCUCUGAUGCUGCGAAGGAUUCGAUGAAGCAGACUAUCUCUUCAAUGUUGGGUUUGCUUCCGUCCGAUCAGUUCGCUGUCACCGUUAGGGUUUCAAAAAACCCUCUCCAUAACAUCCUCUCUUCGUCAAUUAUCACCGGGUACACCCUCUGGAACGCGGAGUAUCGGCUGUCUUUGAUGAGGAAUUUCGACAUCUCGCCGGAUAAUUUGACGGGUUUGAACAGAUCAAAACCAAUGGAAGUUUCGGACGUUGAGGAGACUCUUGUUGGCGUUGAUUCCGAUGUGGAAGAUUUGGAUAGAACAAGGCCUCGUCUCUUAACCGAUUUGCCCCCCGAGGCGUUGAAGUACAUCCAGCAAUUGCAGUCGGAAUUAUCGAAUCUCAAGGAUGAACUAAAUACUCGGAAGCAAGAAAACAUGCAGAUGGAAUAUGGCAGAGGAAAUAGGAACAAUUUGUUAGAGUAUCUGCGUUCUUUGGAUUCAAAUAUGGUGACUGAACUCUGCAAACCAUCUACGUUGGAGGUGGAGGAAAUCAUUCAUGAGCUUGUUGGAAACAUAUUGCAAAGGUUCUUUAAAGAUGAUGCUAGCUCUACUUUCGUUGAGGAUUCGAGUGUGGCGGAUUUAGGGAAACUUGCUAAUGCUGGCGAUGAGUUUUAUGAUACUGUAGGCACUUCUCGGGAUUACCUUGCAAAACUCUUGUUCUGGUGUAUGUUAUUGGGUCAUCACUUGAGGAGCUUGGAGAAUAGACUGCAGUUAAGCUGUGUCGUUGGGUUGUUAUAAGAGAAGGAAGUGUACAUUCUCUCUGUACUUCCCCCCUUAGCUUUAUAUUAUGUCUAUACCUUCUAUAAUUGUUCUUCAAUAAAAGGAAUAUUUUAGCCUCUCUUAUAUUUACUUAUGAUUACCAAAGCAAAAUAUCGAAGUUCUCGAACGAGCAAUCGAAAAGGUCCCAGCUAUUGAGGUAUCCCCUUCGUUCUUAAUUGUCUCAAAUCCAUGAAGUUUCUCCUUUUUUCCAUAAUGAAUGUGGGAGUAGUAAGUAA
This is a messenger RNA of Momordica charantia (bitter melon), 1528 nucleotides long. RefSeq names its product seed maturation-like protein. NCBI's taxonomy places the organism in Eukaryota, Viridiplantae, Streptophyta, Magnoliopsida, Cucurbitales, Cucurbitaceae. The record is from RefSeq and is a predicted model, not a curated record.